GUUAAUUUCUAUCUCGACCGCGCGCCCCUGCUCGACCUGGACUCUAAGGAAACAUCCAUCUGUCAGUGCAACUAGCUGCCUCUGUAUUGCAUCACCGCAUUAUAUCCUUGGUAUAAUAAGCAGUUUCUAGCCAGUGACUUUCGAGCAGCACAACUUGGGCGCGAACUCUGAGCAAAUGUCGUUCUUCGGGCUCACAUCCUUCGGGCCACAAGACCCCGUCAAAGACAGAGUCAAGACAUCACACGAGUACGUGUUCCACACAUUCCCCAUCGAGCACUACACCGACACGUUCACCAAAUACACAAUAGGCGACUCAGACAUCUCCGUGGCGCUGGAGGUGGAUGGCGCCACACACAUAGUCCGGGCCAAACUUGGCGACAUCCUCAAGGACAUCCUGGGCCGGCAGCCGCGCAAGCACGAGCUGGAUGCCUGGUUCACGCACCUGGAUUUUGACCGGUCGGGUGUGAUGGGCAUUGACGAGUACAUCAAGGGCGUUGAGCGGCUGCUGGAGUUCAGCGCCACGGGCGUCACGCCCGCCACCUACUCCUCAUUCGACACGCAGCGGACGGACUGGGUGCGCCACACGCGGGUGGGCUACGAGGCGCAGCAGACCCUGCGCGGCCCCAUGACCACCGCGCAGGAGGUGGGCUGGCACACAGCCAAGCCCGCGCCGCCCGAGACGGCGCAGCGCAGGACGCUGGGCAGCACGGACGUGACGCAGCGCGAGGGCCACACCGCAGCCUCCUACUACGGCCACUUCCUGGGGUAGAGGGCUAGGGGGUGGGAGGGCUACUAGGCUUGACACGGGCCUGCAACGGUCAGGAUUGUGGAUACAACAGGUCCGUCGUAUAACUGCGGCGCGCUUUGUGGGCGUGGCGCGUUCAAGGUUGAGCGGAUGGGGAUACGCGCGGCGCAAUGAGUUUGUAUAGGCGAUGGAUGUUUAGGUAGGUUGCGAGGCAGGUUCAGCAAGCGCGCAAGAAGCAGGGAUGGUUGGUUACGUUGGCAUCCUGCCUGCACAUAAGCUGCGCAAGCGGGUGUACAUCUACAGGGUUGGUGAGGACGAAAACGCUCGGGUGGAUGAGCGGCUGUCAGGUGGCUAUGGCCCCCAGCGAGGGACCGGGUGCGCUGCGUAUUGGGUGCGCAGGUUGAGGAAGCAGGAGACGUGAUGGGUAGAAUUGUAGACUAGAAAUUCUGGCCCUUGCAUUUUGGUGCAACUGACCAUGGAGGUCUCAGGAGUUGCCGCCGUACAUCUUGCUGGGUGGUGUUGAGGUAGUAGCACUGGUGCUGUAUAACCGUCAGAGGAAUGCUGCACUGAAUUUUGGACAUUCGAUGUGUCUGUGAGCAUUCGCGGAGUGGCUGUAGCAAGUCUAGCAACA
Chlamydomonas reinhardtii is the source of this 1376-nucleotide messenger RNA. RefSeq lists its product as uncharacterized. Gene Ontology annotation, molecular function: calcium ion binding. The record is from RefSeq and is a predicted model, not a curated record. NCBI's taxonomy places the organism in Eukaryota, Viridiplantae, Chlorophyta, Chlorophyceae, Chlamydomonadales, Chlamydomonadaceae. The coding region runs from base 176 to 769 and encodes 197 amino acids. The transcript is spliced from 6 exons.